Molecule: messenger RNA, 2978 nt
Organism: Microplitis demolitor
Lineage: Eukaryota; Metazoa; Arthropoda; Insecta; Hymenoptera; Braconidae
Product: carboxyl-terminal PDZ ligand of neuronal nitric oxide synthase protein
Exons: 11
Coding region: 877-2835 (652 amino acids)
Molecular function (GO): nitric-oxide synthase binding
Source: RefSeq, a predicted model, not a curated record
UUUUUAUUAGUCGGUACCGUACUACCGUGGUUUGGUACAUUCUUUCCUAUACUAUAUAGAAGUAUUACAUAUAUGAUUUAUUCAUAUAUGAAUGCUUUCUCUCUCUCUCUCUUACUUUAUUUCUAUUAUUUACUAUAGACAUAAAUGUAUACAAAGUAUACAUAGGACUUGAUUUCUUGAACAAUGUCUUGAAGCUCUGGGGCCUCUGGGGAUACUGAAUGUCAAGCAAGCGGCUUCGUAUUAAUGUCUUGACUAGUCUAGACUAGUCAGCCGGCAGUUUCCAGUUCCGGACGCAACAAGCGAGGAAUGUUGUAUAUACAUACAUGUGUUCAUCAGUUUAUAUUUCACUUAGCUUCUCAACAAUUCUCAAUAUUUUAAUUGUUAUGUAAAAUUUAAAUAAUUAAUUAAAUAUUUAUCGAUAUUACUAAUAUUCACGAUACAUAGAAUAAAAUUACGUUUGUUGACAUGUGAUUAGUGAAUUGAAUAACUUGUGAGGCAUUUAACAAACUAAGUAAAAUUGUAUAUAAUAUAAUAUUAGAAAUAAAAAAAUAUUUUUACCUCAAUAAGAGAGGAACGAUAAAGUAGAUAAAUAAAUUUUUUCUUCAUAAUAAUUUUCUUGGAUUGUAUUGUUUCGGAAAAUAUGUAAGUUCAUUCCCCUCUGGAGGACAGUCAGAAGCAAGAGCAAGAAAUGAUCGUGCGCGAGUUAAUGAAAAGGGGAAUAAGAGAGAAUGUAUGGAAAAUUGAAAAAUACGAGAGCGAAACUAUACUCAGUUGUUAGUGCGUGUGUGAUGACGAGAGAAACCAGCAUGAUUUUUUGUCCGUGACUGUCAUUCAAGGUGCCUUAGCAAUUCUUAAUUUAAUUAUUCUUGGCCAAGCAUGCCCUCGAAAAAGCAGUACAACCUUGUGCGCAAUGAUGAAUACGACACGAGGAUUCCUUUACACAGCGAGGAGGCUUUCCAUCGUGGUAUUGUCUUCCACGCGAAGUUUAUCGGUUCUAUGGAAGUACCAAGGCCAACCAGCCGCGUCGAGAUCGUAGCGGCAAUGCGACGAAUUCGAUAUGAAUUCAAGGCGAAAGGAAUAAAAAAAAAGAAAGUAACAUUAGAAGUUUCUGUAGAUGGUCUCAAAGUUAGUCUGCGUAAAAAAAAAAAAAAACAGCAAUGGAUUGAUGAAAAUAAAGCAUUUCAGAUGCAUUAUCCAAUAUACAGAAUAUUUUACGUCUCCCACGACAGUCAUGAUCUAAAAAUAUUCAGUUACAUAGCUCGUGAUAGUAAUAGCAACUCGUUCAAGUGCAACGUCUUUAAAUCUAAUAAAAAGAGUCAAGCCAUGAGAGUAGUUAGAACAGUAGGUCAAGCCUUUGAAGUGUGCCAUAAAUUAAGCCUGAACGCACCAGCUGAACAGAGAGAACAAGACAUUGAUAGAGAACGAGAACAUGUACUUGAACAUAAUGACGAACAUCCACUUCAUAAUGAUGAUUAUGAUGACGAGAUGACAAAUGAACGCGCACCAAUAAUCCAACGAAGAACACCGUCUCCAAGUAUACACAAAGACAUAUCUCUAUUAAGUGACGGAGAAAACCCAGUGCAAGAUCAACCACCUGCGGUUGCGCCUUGUAUUGUAAGAACACAUGGAUUGUCAGCGUCUCCAAUGAGACAAUCGCCAUCAGGAACAGUGGCAUCUGAUUGCGGCGACUUAUUAAUUUCGAGUAAUAAUGAAUUAACUUCUCUUAAACAUGAAAUACAACUUCUUCGAGAACGCCUCGAUCAGCAAAGUCAACAAACACGUGCUGCUGUGGCUCACGCGCGAUUAUUGCAAGAUCAAUUGGCAGCUGAAACCGCAGCGCGAGUAGAAGCCCAAACACGAACUCAUCAGCUCCUUGUUCAAAAUAAGGAGCUUUUAGAGCACAUUGGAGCAUUAGUUAGUCAUUUAAGAGAACAAGAUCGUACUUCAAGCUCUCAUGGGAACUCAGUGUUACAGUCACAAGUUUCAGGUGUAACUGGCAAUACAAUAACUUCGCAAAGUCCCACCAUUCCUGACUUGUCAAGUCUUGGUCAGCAGUCACAAUGGACACCAGUACAAAACUCACCAUGGGAGCUAGAGGCACCGUCUUUUACAUACUCUUACACUCCUGAAUUUUACUCAACGACGGCGAGGAUAGACCAGCCUUUUACUUCCAAUGAUCAAAUGCACUUUCAAGCCCAACUACUUGAGAGGUUACAUAAUAUUAGCCCAUACCCGACUCAGAGAUCACCCUACUCUACGCCGUCGUCUUACCCUAUGCAGCCACCGAACUUUCUUUUAUCUCCAAACUGUAAUAAAUUACCAAAUUCAUCGAAUUCAGGAUCUCUCUCUCUUCGUAUAUCUCAAGCAAACAGCUUUACUUCAUCUCCAAUCAUGUCACAUAAAAUUCCUGUUUACUCCACACAAAUCGAAAGCUCACCAGAUCCUCUUUCUGAACUUCAAGCAUUGAUAAAACCUUUGCCAUGUGUCUCACGUCAAAGAAAUUCAAUUUACACUACGGGGGCCACCACGUCCUCUCGAGAUCCAGACUUUAAGCAACAACAAAGAAUUAGUUGUCCUCCUCAAACAUCAUUAAUGUUCGACACUCCGCCAGUAAAAAAGCGUGGUGAGAACAUGGAAAAAAAUUUCGAAGAUAAUUUAAAAUAUGAAGAAAAUCUUGUAGGGGAUCAAACAGAUACAAAGAAUUUUAAAUUAACCACGAUACUCAGAGCAACAGGGUCGCCACCUACAAGGACCACUAGUGUACGACUUCCUGUGAGAAACGAUCUAUCGACCCAAGUUCAACGUACCAAUUGGGCUCGACAUACUACUAAGUAGUUUUGAUAAUUCAAACUGAACAAGUAGUCAUUUCUUUUAUUGAUCAAUAAAUUUUUAUGUGCGUGCCAACAGUUUCAGGAAGAACGACAAUAUAUGAAAUCAAUUUAUUACUUGUAAAUGAUUUUUCUCUUUGUAAGAAUCAC